AUGCCUCUUCUGCAAAGCUCUGACAUCCCUGUGAUGUCGGUCAAACCUGAAAUUGAAAACUUUCCUGGAUCGACCUCUAAAUUCGCUUCUUCUCCGUCUAGGGGGGAUUCGCAAGGUGGAAAGGCUAAUACUCCCUCUUUGGCUCAACUAGAUCCGAUCCAUCAACCUCUAUUGGACGAAAUUGAGUGCUACGACACCCCAACGCACUGCCAUCUUAUUGGGACAGAUUGCGACCAUGCGUCCUACCACAUCAUUUCAUUCCCAAAGAAAACUCCAGUCAUUGGUACUUUAUCGGAGUCCAUAAUGAAAUCGUCUGAAGACAGUAGCAGCAGCGUGUUAGAUGGCAUUCAUAGCGUCGACCUUCCGACGAUUGGUUCUGCUAAGACUCAAAAGAAUUCGAACGUGCUCAAAAAUAAGGUGAAUUUGGAAAUGAAAUCGACCACGUUAACCCAUGAUGAGAUGAUCUCCUUCGUGAACACGCUUCGAUCUACGUUCGAUGUGGGGCAUGUGCAGAUCCGAGUUCUUCUGGGCACCAUAUACCUUACAAAGGGGUAUUACCUCGUUGUUGCGCGGAACCGACAGCUUGUCGCACGGAUCGGUCCACAUCGCAUUUUUAAGGCUACAGACAUUACUUUAAUUUCCUUAAUGACUUAUCCUAAGCAUCAUGGAGUGUCAGAAAAGUUGCAACCUCAGCCAAUGACAUCAGUAGAUGCCACCACAUCCGCAUAUUCUUCAUUAUUAGAAGAUAAUAGAAACAACAGCGAUGGUAAAAGCUACGAAAAGCCUCGGAAGCACAGGUGGUGGGAUGUGGGAAACAUCUCCUCAACCGUAGCUUCAUUGGUUACCUCGGUUGCUCCCAAUUUUUUUGGAGCUCAUCGCGACCCGGAAGAACACUACCGCCAGCAGCUUAUCUCUCUUUUUGCCGAUGAUAAGAAUAAUUCGUCUUUCUACUAUUCCCACACGUAUGAUCUUACCAACACUCUGCAAACUAAUAUGACUGUGCCAGCUGCGGAACGAAUGUAUCGAAUGAAGUAUGUGUGGAACGAGUUUCUCAUGGAGCCCUUUAGCCCGCUAUAUGCGAAGAGCAACGAUGAGCGCAACGAUUCCCCAUCGGAAUGGUUUUCUACAGCUUUCCCACAUCCCGCUUUUGGCAGCACGACCCCUUCGACACCUGCUUUUCUUAGUUCUUUUGCUCCUACCUUUUUCCACGAGCUAGGGGGCGAGCGACGCUGGUGUGUGUUUGUCAUCCGUGGCGCGAUUAUUCAACACAUCCUGCACACGGUGCCGGAUUUUUUGCCCUUUUCGCUUACAUUGAUCACGCGCGUGAGUAAGGAAUUUACAGGAACACGCUACCUACGGCGCGGCAUCGACCGUGGAGGCCACGCCGCGAACCACGUAGAGGUGGAGCAGAUCGUCUGUGAGGAGUUCAACCUCGACUCGCACUACCUUCGUGGAGGAUAUAGCAGCUACGUCCAGGUGCGGGGAUCGGUCCCACUCCGUUGGUUUCAUCCACUACCUAUCGCCACGAUGCUGAAACCACCCAUCGUCCUAAGCCACUCAGAUGGUCUCUACACCGAGACGUGUCGACAUUUUCAGCAUCUGCUUGCCGAUUACGGGGCACCUAUCGUUGUGAUGGAUUACUUGAAACAAAUGGAGAAACAAGAGAGGGAAUCAACCCUGGGGGCGGCGUACCGCGUAGCGGUGCAGGUGCUCGCCGGAUCUAUCGAUCGCGCCCGGAAACGGGCCGCUGAUCCCUUCAAACUGCAUUCUGAGAGUGCGGCGGCUUCAGUGCCUGAACCAUGUCGAUCAUCUUCCGACGCCAAUACACAAAUAAACCACCUUAGAAGCGAAGCUGUGCUGAGGUACAAGGCGAUUGACCUACGGAGAGCCGCAGGUCGCUCAUGGAACGUCGUGACGGCUGCUGCAGAAGAGGACGAGGCUGAUAUUGGUUUGUUCGUUUGUCAAGCCAACGGUGAGGUUCAACAGCGACAGCAAGGUGUUGUGCGUAGCAACUGCAUCGACUGUGUGGAUCGCACCAAUAUUGGGCAGCUGAUUUUUAGCCUCCACGCCUUGGGAAGGCAGCUUGAGGCGUUAGGCCUGCUCCACGUGGCGGCGGAUCUUGUCUUGUCGCCCGAAGUUCAGGAGGCGUUGGUGAGCAUGUACCUAUUCCUUGGCGAUGCAAUCGCGACGCAGUAUGGGGGGUCCCCACAGGUUAGUGUAGGGGUCUUGCACCGCGGUGUGGGCUGGGAUCAGUUCAUGGGGAUUAAGCGGUUGUUUAACAAUAUGAUGAGCGACGAAUACAAACAAGGGGCGCUGAACUUGUUUCUGGGCAUUUUUCGACCGUAUUUGCACCCUGGGAAUAGGGAUCCCAAUGUGGAACUUACGUCUUCUGGGCUGCGAAAAGAUAGUGGAAAAGAGAAAGGCAGUGCCUUGUCUUUUCCAUCGUCACCUUCCUUUGUUGAUCCCACUACACCUGAUAAGGUGCUUGGCGGCGACGGGGUAUCAACGCAUGUACUUACCUCAACAUCUCUUCCCGUACCCAAGCAAUCUGAUCAACAUUCUGAGGACUCUACCGAAUCGCUUGCGAGCAGCGUCGCUAGCAACCCUGUGACGACCUUUCUUCUUUUAUCCACAUCCCCUAGCACCACUUCGGCAGCCCUUCCACGUCGCAGUCGUCGGCUGACAGCACGGAAAACCCACACACAUGAACCACGCGUGUCGGUUGGUGGAGAAGCGGAGCCAGAUUACUACUCGCAGGCAAACUCAGACCCACAUCUCCCUGGAUCUUCACUUCUGAAGCAUUGGUGGAUAGCGCCCUUGGCAUGGUGGCGGCACACCUGCGGACGAAGAUUGAAGAAAGGCACAGAUACACUAGGGAACUUUGUUGUAAACGAAAUCUCAGUUGAGAGGGUGGAUAGCCUACACGGGCUUAUAGCGACUUCACAAACUUUGGAUGGAGCUAACUCCUCGCUUGUAUCGCCUCUUCUCUCCGAGGCUCGACGCCAGCGGGAACUAAGCUCACAGGAGAUGGGUUUGGGUCCGUCACUGGAGGACUAUGUGGCCCUUCCUGGCAAUACCAGCACCAACAGUGACAAUGCGAAAUACCAAACAGAAGCCGUCGCAACACCUCUAAAAUCCUCAGCUCUCUCAGAAGGAAAAAGCACCUCAGCAAAUAAAGUUUGUACGAAUGAUGAGGUCAGUGUCUCUCAGGCGUUGGUAAGUGGCAUCACGACCAACUCUUUCGCCGAGAUGGAAAUGGGGAACCCUUCCCCAGCAUGGCAGCCACGGCAGCAACCAAUCCUCCUCCGCCGCUCGACCCGCUGCGCACAGAAGAACUCAACUUUUUCCUUGCUGGAUAAUGAGAAAGCUGUGUUAAAGGCUCUCAGAACUGGUGCGUCCCAAAAUCCCUUCUUUUGUUUCCCAAUUUGGAAUAUAAAGGAAAAGUACGGGGACAACGAGCUAUUGGACUCUAGCUUCAACGAGUUAGACAAUGUGCAAAAGGAAGGAACAGAUCACUCGAUUACAUUCACAUUUCCUAAGAUGCCCACUGCUCCAUGGUGCAUGAGAGAGUAUGUCCACGACCACUCCCUCUUUCCAAGUCAAGUGCACACCAGCGUAUAUGAAGUUCAACAAAAGAAGCUUGAAGAGGAUAUCUAUUUAAGCGAUGAUGACAAAGAGAUCAAGAGUAAAUUGGGUAAAAGCAUAUCUCACGUAAACCCUGACAUGUCUACCUACUUCAACUUUCAGGCCCAUGCGCUUCUCUGCCUGCUAGGCACGCCGGUGAAUUGGACUAAUGAUGAAGUCAAGGCCGCCUUGCGCUACUGCGCUGCCACGUCGUCAUCCUCCCGCCCAUGCAAGAUACCAAACCUAAUCUGCAAUGGGCCCGACCUCCUCAAUGCACUCGACCAUUCGCUUCAACAGCCCAGCUUCACCGUCGAACAGCGCCGGUUGGUGCAUAAAUUGCGAGCCCUUGCGCGGUACCUACACCCGCCGAUGACCGCCUCGCCCCUGUCCACAUCCGUGAAAGACCCCUCCGUGGGCUGGCAAAGUUCGGACCUCCAAGGAGAGGGUCCUGCUUCACCCAAACACCCCUGGGCCCCUUCCUCUCGACGUGCCACCGCUACAGGCUGGUCUGUGUUGGAAGGGGGCCCUGUCGUGUCCCAAUUAGACCCUGUAGGGACAGGCUGGGAAACCCCCCAGUCAUUCUUCUUAGAACGAUUGACCCCACAAACCGUAGGGCCCGUCCUGUCCCAGUGGGUGGAGCAUCUCCGAGAGGGGGUUCCACGGCGGGACUACAUUCGCUACACCACCCAGCCCCGACGGACCCAAGGGCACACGCCGAAUCGGCUCUUGACGCCUGUGAUCGUCCGCAACGCGUUCCCUCUUGUGCGGGUGCAUCGCUGGCUGAUCGAGAACAGCGAGGCCUGUGGGCUUAAGUUGCACAUGGCAAAAGGAGGCCGAAGGGCGGCCGCCAUUGAGGCGUGGCGGCUGCUCUGGUGGGCCGCACACAACUCUCUUAUUGUACCAAUUGUAAUUGACCCUUCCCCUUCGUCUAUGGCAACAUUUUUACCCAUAGCUCGGCUGCGGAGGUCGCGGGACUGCUUUUUUAGUUUUUUUUCCGACCCUACUACUUUGUUUCGCUUCCCAGGGGUCGUUGAUGCGGUAAAGCUGAAUUGGCCAUCUGUAGAGGAAAAUAGCAUUCUGUGGGUGCAGCCUCUUGGCCGAGGGGUGCCCCGCGGUAUUUCAGAUCAAGUGCCACCAACGAUUCUCAUUGAAAAAUUGUCUAGCCUUGCCCUAAACGCUAUUUCCGAGUUCCAAAGGGAGAUCGUAACUGGCUCCUUAUCUUUAGCUGACUCUGUAAAAAUGGCGAAGGUUCUCCUGGAGAGCAUUGAGACUGGCGCAAAGGCUCUGCGCAACGUGGACCUUCGAUUAAUUCCCACUGCCGAGCGACUUUGCUUUUUCAUUAACUUGUAUAAUACUCUUUAUGCUCAUGCUUGGAUGGCGAUCACUGCACGAGGGUAUACGACUGGGUCGAUUCUCGUACCCCUGAAUGGUGAAACAACGAUGGCACUUCCAACCAAUCUAAUUGAAGACUUCUAUCGCACCCACGGCUACGUGAUCGGAUCCCAUUGGCUAAGCUGCUACACCAUUAAAUAUGGCAUCCUUACCGCCCUCCCUCCACCACCUACGGCGACUUCCAAAUCUUCAUCCGGGGAUGCCUUCACAGACGAGUUGCUUGAGGAAACAUCCUUGAUGAACGGCCACAACGGAAUUGAUGCGGGUUAUGCGGCAGGGCGAAUUGAGGCAUGUCAAGUAGAUAUUGACCUGCAAGGGCUUUCGCAGGCGCUUAUUGAUGUAGGACUGCGCUGUUCAGCGCACAUUUUCGAGCCCUUAUCCACUGUCGGCAGUGUCAGCCCCGCUAAUGAGUUGAGCAGCUUGAUCUGUGAUACCUGUGAGUGCAUCCGGCAUGACGUGAAAUUCUACCUUCUGCGUCGGAUUAUUCUAGCCCUUCUGGAUACCUAUCUCCCGCCACCUCCUUUACUGCCUGAUGGAGCGGCCACGUGGGAAGUCAGACCCUAUUGCCUGUUGGAAUGGGAUUUUAGAGGUUCCUGUGAUGCUCUGGCUUACACAGAAUCUGAAAAAGACUUGGAGCCACGGUAUUUGUUUGAGAUGAAGUCCUCCCCGUUUUCCCCAUUCGAUUUUUUUUCAAGACCUAAUGAUACUGGGAGCGGUAGUACUGAUCGUUCUCCAUCGCAGAAUGCAUGGACAAUGCUCGGUACCGCCACCAUGCAAGUGAUUGCGGCGGUAGGAGCCACAAACGACCCCUACUGGGGGCUUUCAUUAUUUCAACGUCGUACACAAACUCCUAUUUCAAGACAUUUUUUCAGCAGGUGUCCGUCUGGUAACUCUCUGUCACCACUGGCGUCGUCGAGUUCAUCGCGACUGCAUUCCUUAACACACCUUUGUUUACCUUUGGUGGCGAGUGCUUCGACAAUGUAUGGCUACAGCGAACUCGUUGCUAUCGAAAAGGAUUUCGUCUAUUCCGUACAGCAAGCUCGAAAAUCAAAGCCUGUCAUGCUGAGCGCCAUGUUAACCCCGAUACUCAUUCAAUAUCCAGACAUCUUUGGUCCCACAUCCGACACAGUUCUCCAGCGCCUACGGCAAUCACAACAAAGUGCGAUACGUGCAGAAAAAUGCCGACAAACGUGCAUGCAAAAACUAGAAGGAUUGUGA
Messenger RNA from Phytomonas sp. EM1, 6234 nucleotides. NCBI's taxonomy places the organism in Eukaryota, Euglenozoa, Kinetoplastea, Trypanosomatida, Trypanosomatidae. The record is from the annotation of a GenBank genome assembly.